Molecule: messenger RNA, 516 nt
Organism: Prunus armeniaca (apricot)
Lineage: Eukaryota; Viridiplantae; Streptophyta; Magnoliopsida; Rosales; Rosaceae
Source: the annotation of a GenBank genome assembly
AUGAUCCGCAAGUCGCUCUUCAGGAGGGUUGCCCGAAGGAGCUUGAGGGGCGGGAGGAUAGUUGGGCGUGGCUCUGCGCUCAUUUUCAGGGCGCCCGAUUAUGUGAAUAAAGCCCAAGUGAAUAAGGGCAAUAGGAAGAAGAAGACUCUUCUCCACCAUUCCGGCUCCAGGCCCUUCUCAUAUAGGAUGGAUGCACGGCGUCGGGGGGGGUCGAAAUUCCCAGAGAUCGACGUCUUUGGUGACGUUUAUGUUCGACCUGGGAAUGAGUUGGCCGAGUCCCUUCAUACGACGAUGGUGGAGAGGAGCCAGUUGGUUCUUCAAGAGUCCGCCUCCCAACUUCCUCCCGAGACUCCGAUCGAGUCUGUGGAUCCUCCGCAUGAUGCUGGAUUUCAGAUUUUGACGCAGACGUUGGAUCAGACUCUCGGGAGGAGGCUGGAACGUAUUGUAGGGGGAUGGGGAAUGCCCGACAGAGGGAACCUCGACCGCGGUCAUCGUCGCAGGCAAACAGUCAGGUGA